AUGAUUCUGCACAACAACAUCCUCAACGUAAACAAUGGCAGCCCCCGCAUUGUCGAUUAUCCUCCUACAUGGCCAGUACCUGGGGUAACAAGCUCGCGACCGGCGUCGCAGGGCACGAAGCCACCAGCUGGACCAUCUGGUCGAGCAAGCGACGCCACUACAAAGAGGAAGCCAAGCGACAACACCCAAGCAAGCACCGGGCAGACUGGAGUACCACCAGCCGCUAAGCGGCAGAGAAAGAGCAAAGCGAUAGAGCACCCUAAAACAGAUGAUCUCAAUGGCUCAACUGUACUCACGGUGUCGGCUGAUAAGCCAGCUCUGGACACGACAGACCCAUAUCUGGCAGAGUUCAUCUCGGCGCUGACGCACGAUUUCAAGCAGUCGCAGGACUAUCUGCAUAUCCCGGCAGAAGACUGCAAGAAGAGGCUCCAGAACGAGAGAGACUACAAUCUAAGAGCUUUGAACAUGCUUGGACAAACGCAGCCCUAG
Molecule: messenger RNA, 489 nt
Organism: Fulvia fulva
Lineage: Eukaryota; Fungi; Ascomycota; Dothideomycetes; Mycosphaerellales; Mycosphaerellaceae
Exons: 1
Coding region: 1-489 (162 amino acids)
Source: RefSeq, a predicted model, not a curated record